CUGAGGGAGCGAGGCAUGCCUGGGCUGGGCAGGGCUGGGCAGGGCAGGGCAGACCGGCCUGACUGCCCACCCCCCUCCAUCCUCUUGGCCAGCACCCGUUUGGCUGUGCUGAGCAGCAGCCUGACCCACUGGAAGAAGCUGCCGCCGCUGCCAUCGCUCACCAGCCAGCCCCACCAAGUGCUGGCCAGCGAGCCCAUCCCCUUCUCCGACCUGCAGCAGGUCUCCAGGAUAGCUGCUUAUGCCUACAGUGCACUUUCUCAGAUCCGAGUGGACGCAAAAGAGGAGCUGGUUGUACAGUUUGGGAUCCCAUGAAGAGAGGGAUCCUUGGACAGCUCUUCUCUUCACCCCGUCUCCACCCUGCCUCCCCUGGCCCCCAGCCUCACUGCGGCUCACACAGUACCCUAACCUGCUACUAAUCACAGAGAAGAGUGUGGAGGAGGAGAAGAGUGAGGCUGGAAGCCUCAGCAAGUGAGGACGGAGCAAGGGAGGGCAGAACCAUUUGGGACUGGCGUUCAUAGCCCUGGCCAGGAAUGAGGUGGGGAUCAAAAGGUUAGGGCCUAGUAGGUCUUCACCGUCACUGGGAAGGUGGAGGUACCACUGUGAGGGUGAUCCCUGGGGGGCCUAUCGGGGGCCCCUUCCCACCCUUUCUCUUGGCCUCACUCCUGUCCCCCUCUCCCUGACUUGGUGCUCACAUGCACCUCACGAGGGUUUGUGACCAGGGUCUGGACGAGCUUGAAUUUGAAUGAAUUGAGUUUGUAUUUCUAGCACCCUGGGUUUUUACAUGUUUGGGGUUUUGGGGUUUUGUUUUGGUUUGUCGCCCUCGAUAAAGGAAGUGUAUUCAUCUG
Molecule: messenger RNA, 845 nt
Organism: Leptonychotes weddellii (Weddell seal)
Lineage: Eukaryota; Metazoa; Chordata; Mammalia; Carnivora; Phocidae
Source: RefSeq, a predicted model, not a curated record